GGGUGGGUGGGGGGUGAGGGGGAAAGCCUUCUUCCCCUCGACGGCGGCUCGGAGUUCGGCCCCUUCCUUCGCGCGCUCUCUCGCCCGCCCCUCAGCCCCCUGAUGCGGGUGUCCGGGCCGGGUCCCGCGGCGGGCCGCGAGCCCUCGACGCCCGGCGGCGGAGGCGCCGUCGCUGCUGCCUCAGGCGCCGCGGUGCCAGGCUCGGUGCAGUUGGCGCUGAGCAUCCUGCACGCCCUCCUCUACGCCGCGCUCUUCGCCUUUGCCUACCUGCAGCUGUGGCGGCUGCUCCUGUACCGCGAGCGCCGGCUGAGUUACCAGAGCCUCUGCCUCUUCCUCUGCCUCCUGUGGGCAGCGCUCAGGACCACCCUCUUCUCCGCCGCCUUCUCGCUCAGCGGCUCCCUGCCCCUGCUCCGGCCGCCAACUCACCUACACUUCUUCCCCCACUGGCUGCUCUACUGCUUCCCCUCCUGUCUCCAGUUCUCCACGCUCUGUCUCCUCAACCUCUACCUGGCGGAGGUAAUAUGUAAAGUGAGAUGUGCCACUGAACUUGACAAACACAAGAUUCUAUUGCAUUUGGGUUUUAUACUGGCAAGCCUUCUGUUUUUAGUGGUGAACUUGACUUGUGCAAUGCUAGUCCACGGAGAUAUCCCAGAAAAUCAGUUGAAAUGGACUGUGUUUGUUCGAGCAUUAAUUAAUGAUAGCCUGUUUAUUCUUUGUGCCAUCUCUUUAGUUAGUUACAUAUGCAAAAUUACAAAAAUGUCAUCAGCUAAUGUCUACCUCGAAUCAAAGGGUAUGUCUCUGUGCCAGACUGUUGUCGUAGGUUCUGUAGUCAUUCUUCUCUACUCUUCAAGAGCAUGUUAUAAUUUAGUGGUGAUCACUGUAUCUCAGGAUACAUUAGAAAGUCCAUUUAAUUAUGGCUGGGAUAAUCUUUCAGAGAAGGCUCAUAUUGAAGACAUAAGUGGAGGAGAGUAUAUAGUGUUUGGAAUGGUCCUCUUUCUGUGGGAACAUGUGCCAGCAUGGUCAGUGGUACUGUUUUUCCGGGCACAGAGAUUAAACCAGAAUUUGGCACCUGCUGGGAUGAUAAAUAGUCACAGCUACAGUUCCAGAGCUUACUUUUUCGACAAUCCAAGACGAUAUGAUAGUGAUGAUGACUUGCCAAGACUGGGAAGUUCAAGAGAAGGAAGCUUAUCAAAUUCGCAAGGUUUGGGCUGGUACGGCACCAUGACUGGCUGUGGCGGUAACAGUUACACGGUCUCCCCCCACCUGAGCGGGCCAGUGGCAGAUGCUGCGCCUUUGCUCUUUACCUGUGGUAAUUUAGAUGCGAACCACCACCACAGCUUGUAUGUAACACCACAAAACUGACAGCAUUGCCAAGUCAUGAUUCUUGAAUUGUUUUUCACAAACAUGUAUAGUCAAUAUGUUUAAAUUCCAUCUGCAUAAACAUUCCAUUAUCUGUUGCAACUGAAAACAAAGCCUGGAAAUGUGGCUGUGUUCGCUAGAAGAAGCAGCUGUUACUUUUGACCUCUUCAUAGUAAACUGGAAAGUUUGGAGUGGGGAAAAAGAGGGAUUAGAUCUUAAGGCACUUGAUGGCCUCCAAACAUCCUGACUUUGGAACAUCAGAUGCAUAUUUGCACUUUUAUCUUCAUUCUGAAAGAGUACACUGCAGUCCCCAAAGUCAUACUCCAGUGUUUACACUGGGGUAUUUAUAUUGUACACCAAAUUAGGAGGCGAUUUUCCUAUGAAAAUCAAAGCCUGUAUAUUCAAUAAUGGACUCUAUGUGGAAUUCUUACCCAAUAAAAAUUUUACAGUGUCAACAGUGCACAGAAUUAAGGCAUAAAAAAACAUAUCAUUCUUUUGAAAAAUCCACUGAAAAAUGUGUAAUCACUGAAGAUAGUUCUUUUAAGCAUGACUGUAAAAUACCAACUGAAAGUAUUCAUGCAAUCAUUUUUUAAAAAUGAUAGUAAUCUCUUACAGUGAUGAGCAGCAGUUUUCUUUGGAAAGCCACAGUCAUUUCUUCAACAAGAAAGUAGACCAGUGAAAAUUAUGUGGUUACUUCAAGUAGAACUGGUCAAGUGAUUAUUUUGUAUGAUUAUGACAUAUGUAGUAGUUUAAGCAUGAUUCUUCAAGAAAGCAAUAGUGAUUUUUGCAUAGGGAGAUUUUGGUAGAAACUUCUUGGGACAAAAGUUUACAGAGGCAUUUAAGAAUUAUUCAUGAAAUGUACAGUUCAAACAUGAAUACAUAUUCAAAAGCAUUCCAUUUAGCUGAAACAAGAUAUAGCUGACUUACCUAUUGAAUCAGGAUUGUCCUCAGGUAAAUUAAAUCAUGAUACAUUAGUGCAGUGAACAUAAGUGCAAUACUUUGUAAGACAUGAAUUCCCUUUAGUUUUCACAUUUUUAUAUCUUGCAUAUUGGCAAAGCCAAAUUCAAUUUAAUUCAACUUAACUCCAGUACUAGCCUAAAUAAGCAAAUUGAUAUAAAGGUACUAACUAGGUAAGUAUAAAACUAGUGGAAUGAUUAAUAUUAUUGGCAUACUUAGAGAAUUACACUGAAACGGUCUUGAAUGUCUUAUCCCAAAUCUUAAAAAAAUGAUAAGCUAAGGUAAUAGAGAAUUUCUAAAUGCACUUUCUACCAGUGUCUAUAUGGAAAUAAGUAGAUGUGGAAUACCUCAAGAUGUCAAGGGAACAGGCAACAUUGAGAAGUCACAACAUACUUAAAGAUAACUAACUGUACACAAUUGUCUGCCGAUGUUUCUUCAGAACUGGAACUAAUACAAUUGUCCUUUUCUGUCUUCUAUUUGAACAGAAAAUUAUGUCAUUUCUACUCCUCCUUGAAAUACUCAACUUUUUAAUAAUCGAUGCAGUAACUUCAGAAAAGUCUAACAGUAGGUAAAACCCCAAGGAAUAAAUGAAAUUUUUAGUGCUUUUGCUCUUUUGGGAAGUUGGUACAUAACCAAACAUAUUUCUUUUUAUCAUACAAAAUUACUUUGAGUUUAAUCAGAAGCAUAAACCUGUAGGUACACGUUACUUUGGGUUUAUUUGUAAGUUCUUACUGUAAGCAAACUAUUUUAAAAUUUAUACUGCAGAGGUUUUUACAUGGCAAUGUAAUAUGCACUUAACUGAGUAUAUUUUGACUCCAACUUCAGUUAUUAGAUUUCAGAAUGCUGAUUAUUUUCCUGAUUGUUAGGUAUCUAACUGUAUAGUUAUCUGAAAAAGAUAUGUGUUCCUGGUUAAUCCUUGGGGUUCAAAAUAAAUAGGGUAAAUUUUUCUGUAAGGCUUCUUUAGAUAAUGUUCCUAUUUGCCAGAUAAGCUAACUUUUAAUUUUUUUUUCAGAUAAAAUAACUUGGUUCUUUCAUUUGGAUUAGUUGAUUCUUCCAAAUCUGAGAUUCGUUUAUUGUAAUCACUGACAAGAGUACCUGAAUUCUUGAAUUUGUCUCCUUAUACACAUCACUCAUAAUACAUCACCAAAGACGACGGAGAAAGAUAAGCUUCUGGCCCAAUUUUUGCUUAAAAAUUCCGAAGCACUAGGAGCACUUUAAGUUUGGUCUUGAAAGGAGGAGUUGUUUAUAAAAUCAAAGGGCUACCGAUUCCCUGUUCAUCCUGCACUGAAGCACAUAAUGACAACUUCAAACCUUCGUUUUCGGUUUAGUAAUUAGAACAGUGAAUGCCAUUGCUUACGUGUGUGAUUCUACAGUGAUUAGCAGUACCAGUUUUUAUUGUUUCAUUUGGGUGCCCAAUAAUUUUGAAACUCUUACCACUCAUAUAGCUGGUUGUAGUUUUAUGAAGAUGUAAUUUAUAGCUAAGUGGCUUUUUUAUGUAUAGCUACCUUUUUUAUUGUUUAACUGUUUCUCAGCUAUAUAAUCAGUUUCAAACUGGUUGAAAAGUAUAGCUGUGGCCAAUGAAUGUAUUUAUUUGUUUCACUAAAUUGUAACAAAACACUACUGUUAAAAAUAAAAGUGUUUGUGCUUUUA
Messenger RNA from Manis javanica (Malayan pangolin), 3966 nucleotides. It is a transcript of the gene GPR137C, whose product is annotated as G protein-coupled receptor 137C. The record is from RefSeq and is a predicted model, not a curated record. Gene Ontology annotation, cellular component: lysosomal membrane. NCBI's taxonomy places the organism in Eukaryota, Metazoa, Chordata, Mammalia, Pholidota, Manidae. Gene Ontology annotation, biological process: positive regulation of TORC1 signaling.